UUUGGCCCGGAAGCAGCCGGCGGCCCGGCCGGUCGGAGCCGCGCGCUGGUGUCGCUGUAGCGGCGGGGAGGAUGCGGCGCGCUGAGAUGGCUCGUACGGAGUGAGGAAGAGCCCGAACUCCCCCCCCGGCUCCGCUCUGGCUUCAGGCCCCUUCUCUCUGCGCUGCGGCGGGCGGAGGCGGCGCAAGGAGAAGCCCAUGGAGGGGAACCGGGACGAGGCGGAGAAAUGCAUCGAGAUCGCCCGGGAGGCGCUGGAGGCCGCCAACCGCGACCGGGCGCAGCGCUUCCUCCACAAGGCCCAGAAGCUUUACCCGACCGAGACCGCCCGAGUUUUGUUGGAAGCAAUUAUGAAGAAUGGAAGUGCUGCUGGGAGUGCUCCAUACUGCCAAAAGCCAGCAAAUGGCAAUGAUCAAAGUAAGCCCAGUAGUACAAAGGACAGCAAUGCGUCUGCUGCAGGUGAAAGUGGAAAAGGCUACACCAAAGAUCAAGUGGAAGGAGUACUCAGCAUAAAGACAAGUAAAAAUUAUUAUGAAGUACUUGGAGUGUCAAAAGAUGCUGGUGAAGAAGACUUGAAGAAGGCUUACCGAAAGCUUGCUUUGAAAUUUCAUCCAGACAAAAACCAUGCACCUGGAGCAACAGAUGCUUUUAAAAAGAUUGGAAACGCAUAUGCUGUGCUGAGCAAUCCAGAAAAACGAAAGCAAUAUGACCUUACAGGCAGUGAAGAGCAAGCAUGCAAUCACGCUGGCAAUGGUAGAUUUAAUUUCCACAGAGGUUGUGAGGCUGAUAUUACUCCAGAGGAUUUAUUCAACAUGUUCUUCGGAGGAGCGUUUCCAUCAGGUAGUGUACAUUCAUUUUCUAAUGGUCGAGCUGGCUACAGUCAUCCUAAUCAACACCGUCAUAGUGGACAUGAGAGAGAAGAGGAGAGGGGUGAUGGAGGCUUCUCAAUGUUCAUCCAGCUGAUGCCUAUUAUUGUAUUGAUCCUUGUCUCUUUGUUGAGCCAGUUGAUGGUUUCUAAUCCUCCUUAUGCCUUAUACCCAAGAUCUGGUACAGGGCAGACCAUCAAAAUGAAAACAGAAAACCUGGGUGUCAUUUAUUAUGUCAACAAGGAUUUCAGAAAUGAAUACAAAGGAGUGUCAUUACAGAAGGUGGAAAAGAGUGUGGAAGAGGACUACGUGUCUAACAUUCGAAAUAACUGUUGGAAGGAGAGGCAGCAAAAAACGGAUUUGCUGUAUGCAGCAAAAGUGUACCGAGAUGAUCGCCUCCGAAUGAAAGCAGACUCCUUGCCAAUGGACAACUGCAAAGAACUAGAAAGGCUGACCAGUAUCUACCGAGGAGGAUGAACUAGAAUUUUAGCUGUGCAUCCUUAAGUACGCUAUUAUAUCUCUCCGGUCAAGUGAGAAGAGAUUUAGUUUCAUCCUGAAAAUUGAAAGGAGGGUGGAUUUAAAACUCUACUGUGUAGCUGUUUCCAGAAUCCUUAUAAUGAAAUAUCAUUUAAUGGCUUCUUUACCUACUAUGAAAUAUAGAACAAAGUCAGUUUACAUAUUUUAAUUGUUUAGAUUUUACUUCAAAGGCUUCCGUGAAUUCUUUCAGCAGAGAGUAGCUCAGAAAGGAUGCCACACUUGUAGAGGCUUGGUGAUAGUGGUUCUCCUCUAACAUAUUUGUCAUGUAAAUAUCUAUGGAAAGAACACUUUGUGUAUAUACAAGUUAAAUGACUUUCUAUUUAAAAUCUCAGAAAUUUAGCUCCAUAAAAUAUUUUGUUUCACUGAUUAAAUAAAUAGUAUGACUACAUCACUCCUUAUUCAGAUGUCAAGUGUGUGUAGUUUAAACAAAAAAAUUUAAACACUUUAUCUCUAACGUUAUGUACAAUCUUCAGGCUUUACCAGCUUAGAGGAACUUGAUAUUUUAAAAAUAUAGCAGUGUAUAUUCUUAAAUAUAUGUUGGGAUAAAUUGAUUUAGCAUAGAGUAGCAGUUAGCUGUUGUUUUUAAGAAUUUCUGACCAAUACUAAGAAAACCAAGAGCUUCACUAAUCUCUUUUAAAAGUAAAUAUUUGUAAAGUGCUGUACAGAAGUUAUGAACAUUGCUUUUAGUACUUGUAGUAAUUUACAGCAACUCUGUCCUUUGGUAUUUCAGUAGUAUAUAAGUCCAUAAGCAUGUUGAACAUGCAUUCCCAGGUUCCUUAUUUUUCACUGAAAAGGUAGAGGGAAAACCUGCAAUAGUAAUUA
Trachemys scripta elegans is the source of this 2221-nucleotide messenger RNA. It is a transcript of the gene DNAJB14, whose product is annotated as DnaJ heat shock protein family (Hsp40) member B14. Gene Ontology annotation, cellular component: endoplasmic reticulum membrane. Gene Ontology annotation, molecular function: Hsp70 protein binding. The transcript is spliced from 8 exons. The coding region runs from base 197 to 1339 and encodes 380 amino acids. The record is from RefSeq and is a predicted model, not a curated record. NCBI's taxonomy places the organism in Eukaryota, Metazoa, Chordata, Testudines, Emydidae. Gene Ontology annotation, biological process: cellular response to misfolded protein.